UUCUGGUGGCGUCUCAGUUGUCAAUACCAUUCCCGAUCGGAACCAUAGCGGAGCCAUGGGUUCCUCCGGCUUGUUGAGUGUUUACAUGGCAGUCCUGCUGGACAAGAUGGGUGCAAUGAUGGUGCUGCCACUUCUGCCCUUCAUUGCGAGAUCGAUGGACGGCACCUCAAUUGAAGUGGGGCUCCUGCAAUCCUUGUACUCGUUAAUGCAGGUCUUUGGGACAUUGGUGCUUGGAUCUGUUGCCGAUACAUGGGGCAAGCGCAGGACUUUGUUGCUCAGUCUUUUUAGCUCUUCGAUCUUUCUGUUGGCUUGCGGGUUGGCAGUUUCCAUUUGGCAACUGCUGCUUUUUCGCGCUGGCCAUGGGUUCUUCGCUGGUACAGUCAGCAUUUGUCAAGCCAUUGUUGCGGAUGUGACUCCGCCUGAGGAUAGAGUUGGAAAGAUGGCUUUAAUUAUGGCAGCGUAUGGUGUUGGAGUUGUCCUCGGACCCGGUUUGGCUGGCUUGAUAGCCCCGUGGGGUGUGUUCCCUGUUUGUGCAGUGGCAUCUGCUUGCGCACUAUGCAAUUUCUGCAUUGGUUGGUGGCAGAUUCCAGAAAUUGCGCGGCCGAAGGAACCGGAAGCCACCCCAAAAGAGGUCAGCGACGCAGAAAAGGAAGCUUCGCCUACAAAACCAGUCAGUGCGCUGCGCGGAUGGAGAGAGCUUUUGCGAGCUUUACUGUCCGACAUGACUUUGGCUGCAGUUUGUUUCUUGAGCUUUUGCCAGGAGCUUGGCAUGGGAAUAUUCAUGGGAGUGUCGGCCUUGUUUUUUCAGGACAGAUAUGGCAUUACCGCCAGUCAGCUCGGGCUUCUAUUCUGCGCUGCUGGUGCUGGCAUGGUGGCCUUCCAGGGCUUUGUCGUGAGCAAGUUUGUCAAGGCAGUUGGCAGGCCAAUCAGUAUCCUGUGUGGAUGGUCACUGCGCCUGUCUAUUUAUUUAGCUUUGGCCUCUUUGGACUUCGCAAUCAUUCCUUGGCUUUCUGCGGUUUGCGUGGUUGCCGGCGGGGCCCUCAUUGACCCCUGCGCAGCCAGCCUUACAAGUGACAAGGCCCCACAGGGGAUGAGCGGCAUCUUUUUGGGGGCCUACCAGGCUGCUGCUUCGAUUGGGAGUUUCAUGGGCCCGUUUUUGGGUGGAUUGCUGUAUGACUAUGUGCACACUGGGCCGUACUGGCUGGCAUCCGUCGCUUCGCUCCUUUGCCUUCCGGCAGUGCUGACGCUGUUCAGGUUGCAGCACUCAUCCGAGAAAGGAGCUGCCAAGGAGCCACUGAUCGCCGAAGAGGAAGACGAAGAGGAGCAGCCCAUCGAAAAACUGCUCAGUGAGGCAUCCCCCACGCGUAAGCGUGCUAUUGGACGAGCAGCGAUUGGUCUCAGGUCCAUCGCAGAUGUAGGCCCAGCACUCUCCAUGUUCCAGCUUCCUCUUCCUGAGUUGGCCUGCCGAACCCUCCGACACAAGGACCGCAUUUCCGAUGAGAGCUUGGGCCGGACACUCCGCUCGAAGACGGAGGUGUUUACACCGUCCGUGCGAGAAAGGUCAAUGAGCCUGGAAAGGAUACUACUAAGACAGUAUUCGAUGCAAGCGAGUGACAGGUGGUCUCGAACGGGAGAUGAUCCUCUUCGACCUGGUCGGUGAAGCAUGCGAAGCGCAAUUAGUCAACGGUUGGUGCCAUAGGUACUGGAAAGAUGAGAAGCAGCUGGAUGAAUGACAC
Molecule: messenger RNA, 1736 nt
Organism: Durusdinium trenchii
Lineage: Eukaryota; Dinophyceae; Suessiales; Symbiodiniaceae
Source: the annotation of a GenBank genome assembly